Molecule: messenger RNA, 928 nt
Organism: Helianthus annuus (common sunflower)
Lineage: Eukaryota; Viridiplantae; Streptophyta; Magnoliopsida; Asterales; Asteraceae
Product: NAC domain-containing protein 90
Exons: 3
Coding region: 169-738 (189 amino acids)
Biological process (GO): regulation of DNA-templated transcription
Molecular function (GO): DNA binding
Source: RefSeq, a predicted model, not a curated record
UAAACGAGUGGCCACAAGUGAGCUGGAGCACGACUUAUUCAAUAGUCAACAUGACCUCGAUCUAGUUAAUGAGUCCCUUCUUCACUCUCCGUGUCUCCCCACCAGCCUUAUUUGUGAGCCGCGUCUAGCCGGUAUUUGUCGAAUUGUCGAUAGCAACAAACACACGUCAUGGCCCGAGAUCUAUGGCCACCCGGUUUCCGCUUCUACCCAACCGAAGAAGAGCUCGUUGCAUUCUAUCUUCCAAACAAACUCGAAGGCCAAAGAGAUGAUCUUCAUCAUGUUAUCCCCGUUGUCAAUGUCUACGAACACGAGCCCUGGCAACUCCCAGAGGAAGCGGGAGAAUUAUGCAACGCGGAUACCGAGCAAUGGUUUUUCUUUGUACCAAAACAAGAAAAGGAAGUUCUAGGAGGGAAGCCGUCUAGAACCACGACUUCUGGGUACUGGAAAGCUACGGGUUCGCCUACAUACGUGUAUUCAUCCAUGAGUAAGGUGAUUGGAGUGAAGAGAACGAUGGUGUUUUACGAAGGGAAAUCGACGAAAGGCAAGAAAACCAAGUGGAAAAUGAAUGAGUAUCGGACAAUCAAUGAAGAACUCGAUGCCACUAAUACUAUUGCUAUUCCGAAGUUACGAAACGAGUUGAGCUUAUGCAGAGUUUAUGUAGUAUCGGGAAGGAUACGUGCAUUCGAUAGACGACCUUUAGGAGUAGGAACCGAUUCUUCAAGUUUUUCAUCGUCUUAGUUAAGAUCACCCAACUUAUCAUAGACAAUGUAACUUACAUCGUAUAACUUAUUAUUAUUUUUUUUCUGAAUUUUAGAGGUUUACAUUUCUGACGUUCAUACAUUUGUAAAGUGUAUUUUGAUAUGUGUUUUCUAUAGUUAUUUUGGUAAGUGAAAAAAUAAAGUAGUUCUGACAAUAUGGUUAAAAUUAA